AUGGCCAAGGCGCUGCUCUCCUCCUCGCUCCUCCCCGCGCUGCCCCGCGCCGCCGGGGGCGGCCGGAGCAGGCCGCUGCUGCUCCCGCCGCUCCGGACGCGGCGCGGCCGGCGCGCCGCCUCCGCGUGCGCGGUGAGGGCGGGCCUGCACGGGCUCGACUCCGUCGGCGGGCCCCACCUCCAGGCCGCGCUGGAGCGCGCCGAGGCGGCGCUCUACACGCUCGCCGACGCCGCGGUCGCCGCGGUGGACGCCGCUGCGGGCGCGGGGGGCGACGCCGACCAGGCGGCUGCGGCGGUCCAGAAGAACGGCGGCUGGUUCGGCUUCAUCUCCGAGGCCCUCGAGGUCGUGCUCAAGGUGCUCAAGGAUGGUCUCUCUGCAGUCCAUGUGCCAUACGCCUACGGGUUUGCCAUCAUUCUGCUCACUAUCAUUGUUAAGGCGGUGACGUUGCCUCUAACCAAACAGCAGGUGGAAUCAACUCUGGCAAUGCAGAAUUUACAGCCGCAGAUUAAGGCAAUCCAGCAGAGAUAUGCAGGCAACCAGGAAAGGAUACAGCUAGAGACUGCUCGGUUAUAUAGGCAAGCUGGUGUCAACCCUUUAGCAGGAUGUUUUCCAACAUUGGCAACAAUACCUGUAUGGAUUGGUCUUUACCAGGCACUUUCAAAUGUAGCAAAUGAGGGGCUGUUCACAGAAGGAUUUUUCUGGAUUCCGUCACUGGGAGGUCCUACAACAAUUGCAGCUCGGCAAAGUGGUUCUGGAAUUUCGUGGCUCUUCCCAUUUGUGGAUGGUCAUCCUCCGCUAGGCUGGCAUGACACGAUAUGCUACCUUGUAUUGCCUGUGCUACUUGUUGCUUCUCAGUAUGUCUCUAUGGAGAUCAUGAAGCCACCUCAGAGUGAUGACCCAUCACAGAAGAACACACUGCUCAUUUUGAAAUUUCUUCCAUUUAUGAUUGGCUGGUUCUCUUUGUCAGUGCCAUCAGGAUUGUCUAUUUAUUGGCUUACAAACAAUGUCCUCAGCACAGCCCAGCAAGUGUGGUUACGGAAAAUGGGUGGAGCGAAGCCUGUAGUGAGUGAGGGAGGUAGUGGGAUAAUUACAGCAGGACGAGCAAAACGCUCUAAUGCUCAAUCAGCUGGAGAGAGGUUUAGGCAGCUAAAAGAAGAAGAGAACAGGAGAAAACUCAGCAAAGUACUUGCUGCAGGAGAUUCAAAUGCGUCGUCAUCAACAUAUGACAUGGAGGAUGAAGAGUUAGAUGAUGAGACCACAGAAGAGGGAGGGCCUGUGGAGGAAGCAUCGAGUACUGGCAGUGACAAGAAACUUCCAAGCUACUCAGGGAAGAAGGGCAAAAGAUCGAAGAGGAAGCGCAUGGUGCAGUAA
This is a messenger RNA of Miscanthus lutarioriparius, 1371 nucleotides long. Lineage: Eukaryota; Viridiplantae; Streptophyta; Magnoliopsida; Poales; Poaceae. The record is from the annotation of a GenBank genome assembly.